AUGUUUCUUGUAGUCGAUCAGGCUGCAGGUUUUGUAAGUUUGGACUGUGGUGGUAAAGAUAAUUUCACCGAUGAACUUGGCCUUGUGUGGACUCCGGAUAGUCAAAUCAUCUAUGGAGAAGCAACUAAUAUUUCUGUAGCAAAUGAGACAAGGAAGCAAUACAUGACACUGAGAUACUUCCCCGCAGAUAGCAGAAAGUAUUGUUACACACUUGAAGUCACAAGUAGGACUAGAUACCUUGUAAGAGCGACCUUCUUGUAUGGUAACUUUGACAACAAUAAUGUUUAUCCAAAGUUUGACAUCUCCCUUGGGGCAACUCACUGGGCUACCAUAGUCAUUUCGGAUGCUUAUACAAUAGAGGUUGAAGAGUUGAUAUUUCUGGCUACAAAUCCUACCAUUAGUGUAUGCUUGUCUAAUGCUACGACUGGGCUGCCAUUUAUCUCUACACUUGAGCUCCGGAAAUUUAAUGGUUCCAUAUACCUUACUCAAUUUGAGAACCAGUUCUUUCUUAGUGUGUCUGCAAGGAUAAAUUUUGGUGCGGAUAAUGAAGACCCUAUCAGGUUUCCUGAUGACCCAUAUGAUAGAAUAUGGGAGUCUGACUCUUUGAAGAAAGCAAAUUACCUCGUUGAUGUUGCUGCUGGAACUGAAAAAGUAUCAACCCGAAUGCCAAUCGAUGUUAGUCUUGGUGAAAGACCUCCUCAGAAAGUAAUGCAAACGGCUGUAGUUGGCCGAAAUGGAUCAUUAACAUACCGCUUGAACCUGGAUGGGUUUCCAGGUUUUGGUUGGGCGUUCACCUACUUUGCAGAAAUUGAAGAUUUGGGUCCAUUUGAUACCAGAAAAUUUAGGCUAGUACUCCCAGACAUGCCCGAUGUUAGUAAAGCUACUGUUAAUAUUCAGGAAAAUGCUCAAGGAAAAUAUCGUCUUUAUGAGCCGGGCUAUGAAAACAUAUCCUUCCCCUUUGUGCUAUCUUUUAGAUUUGGGAAGACAAUUGAUUCUACCAUGGGACCUCUCCUGAAUGCAAUGGAGAUAAAUAAGUAUGUGAAGAAAAGUGAUGGUUCUUUAGAUGGAUCAGUUAUUGCUGGUGUAGCCUCACUUUUCUCAUCUGCAGACUGGGCAAAAGAAGGUGGGGACCCAUGCCUGCCAGUUCCAUGGUCCUGGGUACAGUGCAACUCAGAUGCUCAACCAAGGAUAGUUUCAAUUAAAUUGUCAAGGCAGAAUUUGAUGGGGAGUAUUCCUUCAGACUUGACAAAAUUGAGCGGCUUGGUUGAGUUAUGGCUUGAUGGGAAUUCACUGAGUGGCGAAAUUCCUGAUUUUACUGGAUGCACGAACUUGAAGAUAAUGCAUCUUGAGAACAACCAGUUGACUGGUGACCUGCCUUCCUCCUUAGUGAACCUACCAAAUCUGAGAGAACUGUAUGUGCAGAACAACAUGUUAUCUGGAACUGUGCCGUCAGGUCUUCUGAAUAAGAAUCUGGUUUUGAACUACGCUGGAAAUAUCAAUAUACGGAAAGGGAGCAGCAGAGGGAGCCAGAAUAAAAUCAUAAUUGGAUCAACAGUUGGAGCUUCCGUUCUGCUAAUUGCUACUAUAGCCUCUUACCUGUUAAUGCAUAAAGGAAAGAAGAAAUAUCCUAAGCGAGACCAGCUUGAACAUGGCAUGUCCACUCAGAGGCUUGUUUUUUCCUUGGGUAAAUCUGCCACAGAAGCUGCACAUUGCUUCACAUUAUCUGAACUUGAAGACGCUACAAAGAAUUUUGAGAAGAAAAUUGGUUCAGGAGGUUUUGGGGUUGUAUACUAUGGAAAACUGAAAGAUGGAAAGGAAAUUGCAGUGAAAGUUCUGACCAGUAAUUCCUACCAGGGCAAGCGGGAAUUUUCUAAUGAGGUAACAUUCUUUACUAAUUUAUUGAGCCCCUCCAUUUUUUUUCCUGCUUCUUGUAUUUGUUGA
Ilex paraguariensis (yerba mate) is the source of this 1941-nucleotide messenger RNA. Lineage: Eukaryota; Viridiplantae; Streptophyta; Magnoliopsida; Aquifoliales; Aquifoliaceae. The record is from the annotation of a GenBank genome assembly.